GUGUGACCUUAUAAAGAAAAAAAAAACAUUUUGUCCCCACCUUGGCUCGAUUUUUCCUCGGUGCCUACCACCAGCAAGGGACAUAAAAAGUGGACUUCCUGAGGGAUUUGGCUGUACAGAACCACAGAAUUACUGAGGUUGGAAAAGACCUCUAAGGUCAUCAAGUCCAACUGUCACACCACGCACACUGAACUGCAUCUAACAAGUGCUACACCUCCAUGCUUCUCGAGCACCUUCCAGGGAUGGUGACCCUAACUCCUCCCUGGGCAGCCAGUUCCGACACAUCGCCACUCCUUCUGAGAAGUAUUUCCUAAUUCUUCCUUCAGCGGCACCUCUGUCCCUGUGCCGUCUGCUCGGGGCUUCCCCAGCGCCUGCAGCCCUCCGGGUUCCCCUUUAGGCUGCGUGGGGCAUCCCCCAUUUGAUGGGUCGCCGAUGGGGAUCAAGGUUUUAAAUACCAGAAAGCUCUGAUUUACGGCUUGCGUCGGACCCCUCACUCCUCAGUUCCUCAACAGCUUUCCAAUUCACGACGUCAUCUCGUGGAAAGAUCCGUGUUUCCACUUCAAAGCUCAGCGGCGGGGGCUCCACAACACACCCGGCGGCCGUCCUUCAGCUCCCGUCAGCCCCUCGCCCUUCUGGUCAGCGGCGGCGGAUAGCGCGGAGAGCAGAGAAACACCAUUAUCGGCCCGGCCUUGCAGAGGAACCUCCACGCCACCGGCGGGGUGAGGAGGCAACGGGACAGACCCCCGCCCGCUUCCGCCGUAUGGAGCCGGGGAGGGGGCCGAGUCACGGGGCGCUGCGGAAGAAUAUCGCACUUUGACAGUCCAAAACGGAGGAACCCCCCCGUCAUCGCAGUCGUUUCCCCGCUGCUCAGCGGGAGCCACGUGGGACGGAACGGCGGUGAUGGGCUGCGGGGCGGGCGGGAGGCGAGGGGUGAGAGGAGGCACGGCGGAACGGGACUAUUUGAGAAGACCCUGGCGGAGCUCGUGGUGAGCGGAGUGAUCCCGCCACCGGAGUGAGCGGCCCCGCGAGGCAGAAGAGGGCGGGGGGGCGCGUUCUCUGCGAGGAUAGCGCGCCUGCGUCGCUCUGCGUUUCCAGCUCUCCCCCCUCCCCUUCCCCUGCUCUCCCCCCGCGCUUCUCUUCGCCGUGCGCGGGGUGCGGCGGUGCCCUCUCACCCGCCUUAUCUCCAUCUCUCGUUCCUCGCGCCCGUCCCUGAAGAGUUCUCCCCUAGCCAUGGCCCAGAUCCUGCCUAUCCGCUUCCAGGAGCACUUUCAGCUCCAAAAUUUGGGCAUUAACCCAGCAAACAUUGGAUUCAGCACCCUAACAAUGGAAUCUGACAAGUACAUUUGCAUCAGGGAGAAAGUGGGCGAGCAGGCACAAGUAGUAAUAAUUGACAUGAGUGAUCCAACAUCACCUAUCAGACGUCCAAUUUCUGCUGAAAGUGCCAUCAUGAAUCCUGCCUCUAAAGUAAUUGCACUAAAAGCUGGAAAAACACUUCAGAUUUUUAACAUUGAAAUGAAAAGUAAAAUGAAAGCCCACGCUAUGGCGGAGGAGGUGAUCUUUUGGAAAUGGAUAUCUGUGAAUACAGUUGCCUUGGUGACAGAGACAGCAGUCUACCAUUGGAGCAUGGAGGGAGAAUCUCAGCCCCAAAAGAUGUUUGACAGGCAUGCUAGUCUUGCAGGCUGCCAAAUCAUCAAUUACAGAACUGAUGAACAUCAAAAAUGGCUGUUGCUGAUAGGAAUUUCAGCACAGCAAAAUCGCGUGGUUGGUGCAAUGCAGCUCUACUCUGUUGAUAGAAAAGUCUCCCAACCUAUAGAGGGCCAUGCAGCAGCUUUUGCGGAAUUCAAAAUAGAGGGAAAUGCCAAACCUUCCACCCUCUUUUGUUUUGCUGUGAGGAGUCCUGCAGGAGGCAAGCUUCACAUAAUUGAAGUGGGUCAACCAGCUACUGGAAAUCAGCCAUUUGUUAAGAAAGCUGUUGAUGUGUUUUUCCCACCUGAGGCACAGACAGACUUUCCUGUGGCAAUGCAGAUUGGAAUUAAGCACGGUGUUAUCUACCUGAUCACAAAGUAUGGAUAUAUUCACAUGUAUGACUUGGAGUCUGGAGUUUGCAUCUACAUGAACCGUAUUAGUGCCGACACUAUUUUUGUCACAGCUUCUUAUGAACCUACCUCAGGCAUUAUUGGUGUCAACAAAAAAGGACAGGUGCUUUCUGUAUGUGUUGAGGAAGACAACAUUGUGAACUAUGCUACAAAUGUUCUCCAGAAUCCUGACUUGGGUCUGCGUAUGGCUAUACGUAGUAAUCUUGCUGGUGCAGAGGAAUUAUUUGCCAGAAAGUUUAACACACUGUUUGCUCAAGGAAGCUAUGCGGAUGCUGCUAAAGUAGCUGCAUCUGCACCAAAGGGAAUUCUACGUACCAGUGAUACAAUCAGGAAGUUCCAGAGUGUACCAGCUCAGCCAGGGCAUGCCUCUCCACUGCUCCAGUACUUUGGAAUAUUACUUGACCAGGGACAGCUGAACAAGUUUGAGUCUCUGGAGCUCUGUCGCCCUGUUCUACAGCAAGGCCGCAAGCAACUUCUGGAGAAAUGGCUGAAGGAAGACAAGCUGGAGUGUUCGGAGGAGCUGGGAGACUUGGUGAAGACAGCUGACCCAACCCUUGCGCUCAGUGUCUAUCUUCGUGCUAAUGUGCCAAACAAAGUGAUUCAGUGCUUUGCUGAAACUGGUCAAUUCCAGAAAAUAGUACUGUAUGCUAAAAAGGUUGGCUAUACCCCAGACUGGAUCUUCUUGCUGAGAAGUGUGAUGAGAGUCAGUCCUGAGCAGGGCCUGCAGUUCUCUCAGAUGCUGGUACAGGAUGAGGAGCCACUGGCUAACAUUAACCAGAUUGUGGAUGUGUUCAUGGAGAACAGUCUUAUUCAGCAAUGCACGUCCUUUCUGUUGGAUGCUUUGAAAAAUAACCGCCCAGCAGAAGGUCACCUUCAGACUCGUCUCCUGGAAAUGAAUUUGAUUCAUGCCCCACAGGUUGCAGAUGCCAUCCUUGGAAACCAGAUGUUUACACACUAUGAUCGUGCUCAUAUUGCCCAGUUAUGUGAAAAGGCAGGCUUGCUCCAGCGAGCUUUGGAACACUACACUGAUCUCUAUGAUAUUAAACGUGCUGUUGUUCAUACUCAUCUCUUGAAUCCUGAGUGGCUUGUGAAUUUCUUUGGCUCUCUCUCUGUUGAAGACUCUGUAGAAUGCUUGCGUGCUAUGCUGUCAGCCAACAUUAGGCAAAACUUACAACUCUGUGUACAGGUUGCUUCUAAAUAUCAUGAGCAGCUUGGCACCCAGUCUCUUGUGGAGCUUUUUGAAUCUUUCAAAAGCUAUGAAGGACUGUUCUAUUUCUUGGGUUCCAUUGUAAACUUCAGCCAGGAUCCAGAUGUUCACUUCAAAUAUAUCCAGGCAGCUUGCAAAACUGGUCAGAUAAAGGAAGUAGAAAGAAUCUGCCGUGAAAGUAACUGCUAUAACCCAGAACGGGUGAAGAACUUUCUGAAGGAGGCAAAGCUAACAGACCAGCUUCCUCUGAUCAUUGUCUGUGAUCGAUUUGACUUUGUUCAUGACCUGGUGCUCUACUUAUAUCGCAAUAGCCUGCAGAAGUAUAUAGAGAUCUAUGUACAGAAGGUGAACCCCAGCCGCAUACCAGCAGUAGUUGGAGGACUUCUUGAUGUGGAUUGUUCUGAAGAUGUCAUUAAGAACUUGAUCAUGGUGGUUAGAGGCCAGUUCUCAACAGAUGAGCUGGUGGCUGAAGUGGAAAAAAGAAAUCGGCUUAAAUUGCUGUUGCCAUGGCUUGAAUCAAGGAUUCAUGAAGGCUGUGAAGAACCUGCAACUCAUAAUGCCUUGGCCAAAAUCUACAUUGACAGUAAUAAUAAUCCAGAGCGGUUCCUUCGUGAGAAUCCAUACUAUGACAGUCGUGUAGUUGGCAAAUACUGUGAAAAGAGAGACCCUCAUCUGGCCUGCGUUGCAUAUGAGAGGGGCCAGUGUGAUCUGGAACUCAUAAAGGUAUGCAAUGAGAACUCACUAUUUAAGAGUGAGGCUCGCUAUCUAGUACGCAGGAAGGACCCUGAACUCUGGGCAAAUGUUCUAGAAGAAAACAACCCAUUCCGGCGCCAGCUUAUUGACCAAGUUGUCCAAACAGCUUUAUCAGAGACACAGGAUCCAGAGGAGGUUUCUGUCACUGUGAAAGCUUUCAUGACUGCAGACCUUCCGAAUGAAUUAAUUGAGUUAUUGGAAAAAAUUGUCUUGGAUAAUUCUGUAUUCAGUGAACACAGGAAUCUCCAGAAUCUGCUGAUCCUGACUGCCAUUAAGGCUGACCGCACUCGUGUAAUGGAAUACAUUAAUCGACUGGAUAACUAUGAUGCUCCAGAUAUUGCGAACAUUGCCAUCAGUAAUGAGCUGUAUGAGGAAGCUUUUGCUAUAUUCAGAAAGUUUGAUGUUAAUACUUCAGCAGUUCAGGUGCUGAUUGAGCACAUUGGGAAUUUAGACCGUGCUUAUGAAUUUGCAGAGAGAUGUAAUGAGCCAGCAGUAUGGAGCCAGCUAGCCAGAGCACAGCUGCAGAAAGACUUGGUAAAAGAAGCCAUUGACUCCUAUAUAAAGGCAGAUGAUCCAUCUGCCUACAUGGAAGUUGUUCAAGCAGCUAAUAGAAACGAUAACUGGGAGGACCUAGUCAAGUUCUUGCAGAUGGCCAGGAAGAAGGCUAGAGAGUCUUAUGUAGAGACAGAACUUAUUUUUGCCUUUGCAAAAACUAAUCGUCUUUCAGAACUGGAGGAAUUUAUUAGCGGCCCUAAUAAUGCCCAUAUACAGCAGGUUGGUGAUCGUUGUUAUGAAGAGGAUAUGUAUGAAGCAGCAAAACUACUCUAUAACAAUGUUUCUAACUUUGCUCGCUUGGCAUCUACCUUGGUGCACCUUGGAGAGUACCAGGCAGCAGUGGACAGUGGCCGCAAAGCCAACAGCACAAGGACUUGGAAGGAGGUAUGUUUUGCCUGUGUGGAUGGAAGAGAAUUCCGCUUGGCACAGAUAUGUGGCUUGCAUAUAGUCAUCCAUGCUGAUGAACUUGAAGAGCUGAUUAGUUAUUAUCAGGAUCGUGGCUACUUUGAAGAACUGAUUGCCCUUCUGGAAGCUGCUUUGGGCCUAGAGCGUGCUCACAUGGGAAUGUUUACUGAACUCGCCAUCUUAUACUCCAAAUUUAAGCCCCAGAAAAUGAGGGAACAUCUGGAGCUCUUCUGGUCUAGAGUUAAUAUUCCAAAGGUGCUCAGAGCUGCAGAACAGGCUCAUCUCUGGGCAGAACUUGUAUUCCUCUAUGACAAAUACGAGGAGUAUGAUAAUGCAAUAAUUACUAUGAUGAAUCAUCCUACUGAUGCCUGGAAGGAAGGACAGUUUAAAGAUAUAAUUGCCAAGGUGGCGAAUGUGGAGCUGUAUUACAAAGCCUUGCAGUUCUACUUAGACUACAAACCUCUGCUGAUCAACGAUCUUCUGCUUGUAUUAUCUCCACGACUGGAUCACACCAGGACAGUCAAUUUUUUCUUGAAGGUUAAUCAGCUGCUUCUAGUAAAGCCUUAUUUGCGUUCAGUGCAGAACCACAAUAAUAAAGGAGUUAAUGAAGCUCUAAACAACCUUUUAACACAGGAGGAGGACUACCAGGGUUUGAGAACUUCCAUUGAUGCCUAUGACAACUUUGAUAACAUAGCUUUGGCUCAGCGUCUGGAAAAGCAUGAGCUCAUUGAAUUUAGGCGUAUUGCAGCAUACUUGUAUAAGGGUAACAACCGCUGGAAGCAGAGCGUGGAGCUAUGCAAGAAAGACCAUCUGUAUAAGGAUGCUAUGCAGUAUGCUGCAGAGUCCAAAGAUGUAGAACUAGCAGAAAAGCUGCUUCAGUGGUUCCUGGAAGAAGGCAAGCAGGAGUGUUUUGCAGCCUGCCUUUUCACAUGUUACGACUUGCUGCACCCAGAUGUAGUCCUUGAAUUGGCAUGGAGGCAUAAUAUCAUGGACUUCGCAAUGCCUUAUUUCAUCCAAGUGAUGAGAGAGUACCUCACCAAAGUUGAUGGGCUGUUCUAUAAGGUGACACUCUGAUUUCAAACGCUUUGUGUUCAUUUGCAUCUCUUAAUAUCCUAGGAUUCUCUUACAAGAAUCUAGCUGUAGCUUCUGCCAGAAGAGCAGUGUCAUUUAGCUCUAACUCAUUUUCUGUUCACUUUCUAAUGCUACAAAGAUGACUGUUCACAAGUAACUUGAAAAUCCAACCGGUCUCUGCUCUUUUUUUCACGGGAAAUGAAAGCAAGUGAUUGAGAACUUGACCACUGGGACUAAUGAUUAUUAUAUCACAAAUACCUUGUGGCAGGGAGGAUGACGUUCAUAAGAUGAAAGCAGUUAUCACAUAAUAUGAUGUGUUCUAAGUGCAAAUUGCUUGUUAAAAUAUAAAUUACUAGAGUUUGUAGCUUUCCAAGCACUGUGAGCUUGACUAGCAACCUAAAGCAUCAGUAAAAGUUUUUGUACAGAUCUUAAACUCCUCAUCCUCAUAUUCUACUGAAGAAAAACUUGCCACAGAAGUCCACUCGUAUUCUUCCAUAUAAGGUUUAGGUUAAGAUCAUGGUUUUCAAAUUGCUGGUUGGAUUUACAAGCGGUUACUUACUAAACACUGGAUAACUUGCCAGAAGGAAAAUGUGUGUGGUGAAAAUGGUUUACACUGGGACUAAUUUAGUCUGAAUUAACUACAGUCAUAGUACUAGAGAUUGGUUUUGAGUGUGGUAUGUCUAAUAUUUUGUAAUGUGUCUAACUUUAAAAGCCCAAAAGAAAUUGUUAAUCAGCGGAGUAUAUAUGUCUUCUGGAACUUACCGUUGGUUUAAUGCAUAAGAGAAAGAUGUGAAAGCAUAAGCUAGCCUGUGCCCCAGAAGGAACUAGGCACACACAGUAUGAUAGCAUUCAUUUGGAAACCUCUUGAAAAACUUCACUUUCAGGCAGCAAACCAGAAAGGUGUUUAGCCUCUGCUGAAGACCUGCUACAUUUGUCCCUUCUUCAAGGUGUCUGCUUUCAGUAUGCUUGCAGUUUUUUUCCAGCAGAGGGAGUAACUGAACUUUUGUUCCAAGCUCCUUAGUGCUUUUGGGGCUGUAAAGAGUCAAGACUAAUUCAGGAGUGGGAAUUAGUGGUCAUAAGUACAACAAUACACCUCAUUUGAAAAUGGUAUCUCUUGAUUACUUUGGCCCAUAUUAAUAGGGAUAGUAUUCAUAAUGCUAAUAUUUAAUGUCAUUCUAAAACACUGUUAGGUUGACAGCUGUAAGUUUGUGAUUUAACCCUGCAGAUGGCUGAGCACUACACAGUUGUUUGCUCACUCCCCCCACUCCCACUGGGAUGAAGGAGAAAGCAACUCCAAACCAACAACAAAGUAGAAUUAGUGCGUUAAAACUAUUUACUAAGAUAGGGAGAAGGAAUAUAGUUAUGAUUAUAUAUAUGUGUGUGUGUGUGUGUGUGUGUGUAUAUAUCAAGUGAUGCACAAGAAAUUGCUCACCACCCCCUGACUAAUGCCCUGAUAUCCCCUUGAGCAGCAGAAGAGUGCCAGAUGAACUCCCAUCCCCUUCAAAACUCUUGAUGUUAUAUGGUAUGGAAUAUCCCUUUGGCUGGUUUAAGUCAGCUGUCCUAAUCCUGUUCCCUCCGAGCUCCUUGGGCCUUUCACUGAAAAUGGCCUUGGCUCUAAACAGUCAACUGUAAACAUCAGUGUGUUUUCAACACUGUUUUUCUCCUAGAACCAAAACAUAGCAUCAUACCAGACACUCUGAAGAAAUCAAUUCCAUCCCAGCUGAAACUAAGACAAAGUUGAAUGAGUUAAAGACCUAUGGCUGCUUAAGUUUUUGAGGAGCAAGCUUCAAAAAUUCAGGGAACUGUUAAGAACUAGGUAACCUCUUUGAAGUAUAUUAGAAACCCCUUUUGCAGCACUUGUCAAGCUGGAUGUGAUUCUUUUAGUGGGAAAGGAGGCCGAGGAGCAGCUGAAAAAAAAAAAAAAAAA
Messenger RNA from Phasianus colchicus (ring-necked pheasant), 8014 nucleotides. RefSeq names its product clathrin heavy chain 1. Gene Ontology annotation, molecular function: clathrin light chain binding; structural molecule activity. Gene Ontology annotation, cellular component: clathrin coat of trans-Golgi network vesicle; clathrin complex; clathrin coat of coated pit. Lineage: Eukaryota; Metazoa; Chordata; Aves; Galliformes; Phasianidae. Gene Ontology annotation, biological process: receptor-mediated endocytosis; intracellular protein transport. The record is from RefSeq and is a predicted model, not a curated record.